AUGGCCGACACCUCGAGCUCACCUCAAGCAAUACUACACGGUUAUCUGGACGCAAACCAUACCUCCGAUCUUUCAGCAUACUGGAUCAACAGACCGACGCCAUGGCCCUUUGUUCUCGCAAGCGCCGGGCUAUCGAUAAUUCUUGGUUUCCUGGGUGUACAAGCCUCACAUAAAUCCUGGGAAUCGAAACCCAAACUCCUCAACCGCGACAGUAGCAACGCCCUCUCGCCACCAAUUCAUCAAACGGCCUACAUCCCCCUCCGCCGACCAAAUUCGGAUGUGCAUCACCGGCGCUGGAGCUCAGCCAGUGGAAAUACCUACUACAACAUAAUCGAGAACGACGCAAUGGAAACAUACUUUGCCGAUCGACGACCUAGCAGCAUAGCAAUCGCACGAACCAUGCACGGUGGGCUGGGACGAUUCGCUCCGAUCGCAACAACAAUCGGGAUAUCCUGGUCGACAGUCCGGGCCGGAGCGGUGCUGACAAUCCUGAUCAAGAUCACCAUGGGCGAGAAACACACGUACCCAGGUAUCGUCAGCAUCGUCAUCAUGUUCGCCUCGGUGCACACGUACCUAGGCAGUCGUGCGAUGCCCCGGAUCCUGUACCUGCUCAUCAUCACGGACCUGGCCGCCAUCUACGGGUCCAUUGUGCUCGCGAUCCUAGCAUUUCUCCAGGACAAGAGGACGUCAUACCAGCAGUUCGGCGUCGCAGGCGGCCACUGCCCCUGCAUGCUCGGCUUCAAGACAGGCCAUGACAUGAAGUCGUGCAAGGAAUUACCGAGCCCACUCGGCGGGGUGGGCUGCGACUCCAUGUACUUGUGGUCAAGCAACACUAUCCCCGGCACGAACCAGACAAUGACAUAUCCGAAAUCAUGCCUGCUCUCCGUCGACCACGACACCGACCUCGACCCCAACUUGAUGACCCACAUGGUCCUGGCCGAAAUCAUUGUCGGUGGCCUAGGGCUCCUGUACGGCUUGAUAGUACUGUGUUUCGCCGUGCGUCGGAUCCCUCGCGUCAUCGCACGUCCUGGGCAGCUUCUAGACGCAUUCUCACUGAACGAGGGCUUCACGCAAAGCAGCUCUAGGCGCAAAAUGCCCGGCCGCGCAAUUGGAGUGACCGUAUUGGCUUUCGCUGCACUGCUGAUGUUCGCGGCCGUGACGAUCGUGAUGCACGUCCUCGACGAAACGAAGCCUAUCCGCUUGUUCUACAUGGACUCGGCCGGCCCGCGCGUCGAAGGCGGCAACGUCUCGGGCUCCACCAGCUGGAGUGACUGCUUCGUCGUAGAUACGCCAUAUUCAACUGACGGCGAGUUCCAGCAGUGGUGGCAGGUCCGGCAGAGUCGGGUGUUGAGGGCGUUGGCGUUGGCUUGA
Molecule: messenger RNA, 1371 nt
Organism: Rhinocladiella mackenziei CBS 650.93
Lineage: Eukaryota; Fungi; Ascomycota; Eurotiomycetes; Chaetothyriales; Herpotrichiellaceae
Exons: 1
Coding region: 1-1371 (456 amino acids)
Source: RefSeq, a predicted model, not a curated record